AUGCCCUCCGUCACCCACGAGAGGAUCCCCUCGGCCAAGAAGAGGAGGCGAGAUGAUGUCGAGAAUUCCUACACUUCGGGUAACAUCCAGAUCCCAUUGUAUGCGGACUACACGUCAAACUACCCAUCGCCACUCCAGCUUGCUAAUCCGACCUCCCUCUACACCAGCUCCCACCCAGCCCUCGACACCACACGCGGCAUCCUAGCCGACAAAUCUUCCUACGCGAAUCCCACCGCACUUCAUCCCUACCCGCCUACCCUGCGCAAGAUAAUACCCAUUGCCAUCAACAAGAAACAGCGCAUGUCCGUGUCCGAUGACGUUCACCACCGAGAGGACAGCCAUCACGGGAUGCGAGCCAAGUCCAACUCUCCAACUUCCGCUUCCCACCCCCACCACCAGAAACAACACGCUUUGUUGUCCAAGAUUAAAUGUCUAGACCGCUGUCAUAUCUGCUUUCGAAAACCGAGCAAGAAGGCCGACCUGGACUCGUACGCCGAUUGCCAAGGAUGCGGCCAGCGCACAUGUUAUGUAUGCAUGAGGCAGUGUCCUGGAUGGACAUCAAGUUUUCAUCAGCAAGAACGACAUCCCCAUACCGGAGAACAAGAAGCGCAAACUCAAGAUAUCCCCUUGGCGAGUUCGAGUCCUGAAAACUCGUUCACAAUGGUGGAUGCGGACGCAGAGGCAGAGGCGGACUACGACGCGUUGGCUGAGAAGGAAAGCCAAAGGCCAAGAUCGACGCCUGGUUGGCAUGCCAACGGCCACAGGGAAACGAUAUGCGGACAGUGUUGCGAGGAAAGAGGUGAUAAUGGGGAUGUGGUGUGUUUUGGCUGUUUACCUUCGUUUGGGGGCUGA
This is a messenger RNA of Neurospora tetraspora, 852 nucleotides long. RefSeq lists its product as uncharacterized. Bases 1 to 852 code for a protein of 283 amino acids. The record is from RefSeq and is a predicted model, not a curated record. NCBI's taxonomy places the organism in Eukaryota, Fungi, Ascomycota, Sordariomycetes, Sordariales, Sordariaceae. The transcript has a single exon.